Salarias fasciatus (jewelled blenny) is the source of this 1272-nucleotide messenger RNA. RefSeq names its product tumor suppressor 2, mitochondrial calcium regulator b (gene tusc2b). Gene Ontology annotation, biological process: inflammatory response; regulation of mitochondrial membrane potential. Gene Ontology annotation, cellular component: mitochondrion. NCBI's taxonomy places the organism in Eukaryota, Metazoa, Chordata, Actinopteri, Blenniiformes, Blenniidae. Bases 236 to 571 code for a protein of 111 amino acids. The transcript is spliced from 4 exons. The record is from RefSeq and is a predicted model, not a curated record.
AAGAAGAGCGAGCUAGCAUAAAUAGCUAACCCGGUUGUGCGUUUCGAGGUCUGCGGUCGUACAGAAUUAGGAAUUUCUUCAGACAGUUUCACCCAAGAAACAUACUGCACCUGCGAACCCACCGCAAUCCGCAGUAGGAGUCAUCUUGUUCCUGAAACACGUUUCAUCAAAUACAGUCACACUGUAGCACCCCUGGCAGCCUUGUGACCGAGAAAAUAAUGAGCUGCAGCUGAAGAUGGGUGGUAGCGGCUCCAAAUCCAAAGGAGUUUGGCCUUUUUCUGGCUCAGGUAAUGUGGACGAUUCAACCAAAGAUGGAAACGAGCAGUCACUGGCAAGAGUUCGAAGUUUCCCGGGUGCAACACCAUUUGUGUUUACCAGACGAAGCUCUAUGUUCUUCGAUGAAGAUGGUGACUUGGCACACGAGUUCUAUGAAGAAACAAUUUUGACAAAAAAUGGCCGUAAACGGGCCACGCUGAAAAGGAUUCAGAAAAACUUAAGACCUCAGGGAAUUCUAAAGCUGGACCACCCGUGCAUCCAUGUAGAUUUCCCAGUUGUCUUGUGUGAAGCCUGACAACGUCUGAGGAGCUUCCCGGACAAGCCACUGUGUCAACUCCGUCCUCGGUUUCCCCCCCCCCCCCAAAAUGAUGGAAACCCAAAAACCAGCUUUUGAAAUACUCCGAUCUGUUGAUAUAUUUCAUGCCCUUCCGUGGACAGGCUGAUGCAGCGUGUGCUGAGCCUCUGCAUGUGAUCUGUUUUUGGCUUGUGUGCAUUUUGACACAGUGUAGGUCACCAGUGGGGACCUUCGAAGGGUGCCAAGUUGGCAAAAACAUGCUCAGUUUACGAAUUAUUUUGUGUGCAUGUUGGUGUGAGUGUGUGCGGGAUGAGGCACGGCCGCGACGGGCGCUCUUCCUGGAUAAUUCGUAUAACCUGAGGAGUUCCAAGAGAAUCUAGCCAGUGGUCAAAGUAGGAAAGUUGUCGGCGCACACUUUGGUUUUUUUGACACUGCUAAGACUUGCUUCAAUAUGCAUGGAACAGGAUCUGCUUAUGGAUUAUAUCCUCGGGAGUUGACAAUCAGUAGCCCACAAAUUGUGAAGUGGAUUCAUGUAAUGAAGUAAUGUUUCAAGGACUGGCUUCAGUGACGGCAAAGCCACACAUGUACACAGCAGCAGUGAGUCUAUUAAGAGAUCCUGUUGUUUUCUUUGCUGCUUUAGCAAACUAUGUUUCACUAUUAAUUUAUUAUAAAUGUUUUUAAUUACAAGUUGAAUUGCUGAA